GCUGGGCGUGUGAUGUACUCUGAGGACCUGGGAGGGGGAAGUUUUGGGGCUUUAAAAAGUGCCCCAUGUGCCAGCCAAGAUUUGUUGGCACCAACCAUCAACCUGGCCAGAAUCCCCUAAAAUACCAAGCAAGCAACCAACAUGGGGAAGAAGGUAAGUUUUUCUGAGGUACACCACGGAACCUAAAGUCUAUCAGAACGCUCGGAGAGAUACAAAUUCUAGUUGCUAUUCUAGAGCGGUGGUUUUCAACUAGUGUGCCUCGAGCCCCAUCAAAGUGCGCUACAAUCAGAUUGACGUCAGAACUAUAGUAGGCUGAAUCCUUAAAUUUAGAUUUCAAAAUGUGUUUCAGCGUUAAAAUUUGAAUUCCCAUCUGGCCAUUAAUUCCUACAGUUUGGAUAUUAAAUGCAUGUCUUUCUAGUAAGGCUUCAUGUAAAUGUGCAAUUUAUAAGCUACUGUGGACGGUAAAAAGAGAAAACAUUGGUGUGACUUUUAAAAAACCUACUCUUAUAGAAGUUGGGGUUGGUCUGAAAAAGGUUGAGAACCAGUUUUCUAAGUCAUUAAAAAUUGCAGUUUAUCAGUAUAGAGUCUAGAGCAGGUGACUGGGAAAGGAAUGUACAGUAAGGUUGUUGCACAUAGAGUAGCACAAAGAGGAACAAGAAUAUAAAAAGAGGAGGUGGUGGAGGAACAAGUCAGAUACUUAUCUUACAGGAGACUUAUCUGCUCAGGGGUCCAUAACAUGGGAUAAGUCCCCGCGGAUCAUUGAUACAUUUGCAGAGAUAUCAUACAGACUCUUCCAUGACACUAACCUUCUACUGCUGAUAUUCUGACUCCAACCUUUUAAUGUGUAUCUGUUCUUGGGGAACCUUCACUUUAUGUCUGUGGUUUUAUGAGUUAUACGAGCAGAUAUUCUUUACAUGUUUAUUUACUAUAGUGAGAAUUACAGGGAAUUUAAUGGUCAGACCACCCAAAUUGGAAGCCAAGCUGAAUUUUUCAGUUUGUCAACUUUAACCUUAAAUUUUCUAAAUUCACUUUGAAUUCCGACAGUCCUCACUUUAGUAAAUAACUCUGUCAGACGUUUGCUAUUGAGGUUCUCGUUGUUUUAUCAUUUCUGCUGUUUGAUUUCACUGUUUGUGAUGUGUUAUUUAUUUGGUGUCUGUGAUCGUACUGUUCUUUAGUUUGUCAUGAAAUAAUGUUAUAUAUGUCUGCCUUCCAUAACAGUGUUAUUCACAAUGGUGUUAAUUGUUGAAAAUUCUAAGUGAAAUCAAAGUAAAUUUGAAAUUGCAGAUCACAACUGCCAAAUUGGACAACUUUCCCUAAGUCAUCGUUGUUUUCCUUUUGGUAAUUAUCGUCUAAAAGUUGAAAUUCACAUAAUUUUCCUGACUAUCCACAACUUAGUUAAUUGUCCUGUUAGCAUUUGUCCUGUAAUUCAUAUUUUUGCUGGUACAAAAUGCAGGUCCAAAUAGACUUACUAUAUAAGUAAUAACUCCAAGUCCAGUUAUUCCAAAUAUUAUGGCGUCAGUUUUAAAAGUUAGUUUCCAUAAACCACCUCUCUGUUUAGUGAAUAAACCCCCUGACCUCUAUUUAAUGGCUCUAUUAUAAUGUAAUAAUGUCCUAUUACAUUAACCUCUAAGCCACCUUGUAUCCAAGGAUUUAUUUGCUUUGCUCUGAUAGAAUAUGUUAACAUGUUUGAGCAGUGAAAAGUGAGAUCAGAGGUUUAGCUAACAUUCUUAGAACAUUCUGUUUCUGUCGAUAAGCUAUCAAUUUUUAUCCUGUUUUCACUGCACAGGUGACAUUGUACAUUUUAGAGAUCAUGCCUUGAUGUUUGCAUAGUAUUAUUUACUCAGAAGUAGAUUUAUGUAAUAUAGCAGGCUACCAGGGUUAUUUAACAAAAUGCGAAAUUAAAGUCAAUUUCAAAUUUCAGUUUAAAUUCUCACUUUAAUGAAUACCCCUGUUAUUCAGUAAGAAUUAUUGAAUUUUUACUGAUUACUGAUUUUACUGAUUUUUAAAGAGAAAAGAAAACAGUAAAACAACUGUAUGAUAAAUACUGAUAGAUAAAAUGUGGGUUAUUUUAGCAAAAAAAACACAUUUUGUUUAUUAAUUGUUAAAUGACAUUCAAUAUACAUGUGAGAAAUACGACUCAUCAUUCAGACACAAAGACAGCUACGUACAAAAAGUGGUGCUCAGAUUGUAGAACAGUCACCAUGGAAACCAAAGGCAUUUUUCUAUGGAAUACGUCACAGUUGAAACUUUGUCUCAGAAUGGCUCUCCUUGUCUCUGAAACCCUGUCUCUGAAUGUAUCUUCCCUGGUUAAAUACUUUGUUAUUAUUUUUCCUAAAGAACCCCAAUGAAUGUCUUGGCACGCACGCUGCGUACGGUAAUGAGUAAAGAUGGCUGCUUCCAUGACGGGAGUGCAAUAGUGGGAUUCUGAAAUGGGAAUGUUUUAGGACAAAGUUCGUAAUAAAACAGAAUUUAUUGAAAAUAAAUAAAUAUAUAUUUAGAAAAAAAGACUAAUUGAACGUACGUAGUGUGGUGGACAUUUUGAUGAACUCUGUGGUUGAAAAGUUCAUUUUCUUUUUUUGUCCUUUUUUUCCCAUUUAGGAUGAAUAUGACCUGUACUCGGUGGAGGUGGAGAGAGGGAAUAAUGGAGACAUGGACGCAAAGAUCAAGAAGAAAGACAAAGGCAAAAAGAAGGAUCGAAUGGAAAACAUGAAGAGAGAGAUGGACAUUGUAAGAAACUGGGGGCUUUAGAGGAGAAUGGGGGGGGAAUCGGGUUCUGGGGGAGAUGGGAGAGGAAAGAAUCUGGGAGGAAAUGGGUGAGGGGAGAAUCAGGAUCUGGGAGGAGAUGGUGAAAGUGUCAGAAUUUGGGGGGGAAAUGGGGGUAGAAUCAGGACUUUGAUCGGAGGACAAGAUGAGGCUGCUCAAUAUGAUACAAUCUUGCUUUUUUAAAGCCUCCCUUAUAUCACAGCAUUUUAGCUAACUGCCCUUCUUCCAUGGAAAUGAUUAGAUAUCAUAAAGGAGGUGCUCAGCAAAUUACCCCCAUCUUCCUCCCCUUGUGUGGAGAGGUAAAGACAAUACAAAAUGGAUUAGUUGGUCCAUCACUUUAAAAUAUGUUUAUCAUUGAUAUAUGAAAAUAAUAAAAUAAAAUACAAAUUAUUUUCUCUUUGCAGAAUGAUCAUGAGAUUUCUAUAGAAGAAUUAGAGUUAAAAUAUUCGACAAACGUGUCCAGGGUGAGUAUGCGAAGAUCGUUGAAUGAAGCAUGAUGCCAUUGUAAGUCAUGGAUACAAGCCCUUCCUGAACUAUCACUGGAUCCUUACUUAUUGCAAAACUGCCAUUGAUAAGGCCAGGGGUCGUUGGAAGAGGAUGACAUUAAAAUAUAGGACAUCAGCAGCCAUGGGGGGGAGGGGGAGGCACAAAAAUAAUCAACAGGUGUGGAGCAAUUUGGGAAUUUUAAGAUUUUAAGCUAAAAACUACUUUUUUUGUCAAGGUAACAGAGGGACCACAAUGUUGAAAUGAUGUUUUUAGAUGCUCCCUGCCUCGGUGCAUGGCCGGGCACAGAUUCUAACUGCCAUGCAUGCCAUUCCCUAAAUUAGUUUAUAUAAAUAAAUGUAAGAAUAUAACCUUCUGUUAUAAAAUAUAAGAUGGGCCUCCUGUCUUACUCCAGGGUCUGAAGACCAGCUAUGCUGAGGAGGUGCUGCUUCGGGAUGGCCCGAACGAAUUGAAACCCCCCAAAGGAACCCCUGAGUAUGUGAAGUUUGCCCGUCAGUUGGCAGGGGGGCUGCAGUGCCUGAUGUGGGUGGCAGCCAGUAUUUGCCUGAUUGCUUUUGGUAUUCAGGAGUCAGAAGGUGACCUCACCAGUGCGGACAAUGUGAGUACACACAGUCCAUACAGCCCUUUGACCAUACGGUCCUCUAACCAUCCAAUCUCCAAUGAACCCAUCUCACUGCCAUCUCUCUGUCUUCCAGCUGUAUCUCGCCGUUACCCUCAUUAUGGUUGUCGUGGUCACAGGUUGCUUUGGCUAUUACCAGGAAUUCAAGAGCACCAACAUCAUCGCUAGCUUCAAGAAUCUAGUCCCACAGGUAUAGGAGAAAAAGCACUCAACUUAUUCAUUAUAUCAGCCUUGAUGGUUCUCUACGCCAACAUUCACUUCUUUUAUUCAUACACUGAGUUAGUUGGUAUCUCUGGUUCAUUGCAAACACUGCCUCCUGGUGGUCAUAUAGACAGUGAUCUAUUUUUGAGGACAAAUACCAUUUUACAUUGGUAAAAAGUAAAUUUAUUAAGAAAGACAGAAAAAGAAAUUGAGUUGUAUUGGUAGAAAUGCACUGAUGACAUUCAUAUAAUUUCAUCAAGCGAUUCUCUUCUAUCACAGCAAGCCACUGUGGUGCGAGAUGGGGAAAAGUCUCAGAUUAAUGCCAACCAGCUGGUAGUUGGAGAUUUGGUGGAGAUCAAAGGAGGUGACCGCGUGCCAGCCGAUAUAAGGAUUAUAACAGCACAGGGAUGCAAGGUACAGAAUUAAAGUGUCUCCAUAACCAGAUACUAUUUUUGUAUUAUCACACACAAAGUUAUUGAGUGCAGUGUGAAUUCCCAGGAGAUUCUCUGAAUCAGUUGCUUAUUUUAAAGAUAAUAAAUAUUUUGCUCUGUCUGUCGAUAACCAAGCUUCCAUAAUCCAUCAUCUAUACUUUUUUCAAUAGGUGGAUAACUCCUCUCUGACAGGAGAGUCUGAGCCUCAAACUCGGUCCCCAGAAUACACCCAUGAGAGCCCACUGGAAACCAGAAACAUAGCCUUCUUCUCCACUAUGUGCCUGGAAGGUGAAUAUAAUUUUGGGGAGAAUAAAUCAGUUUGGAAUAUUGCUUUCACUAGAGCGUUGGGUGUUUUUUUUUUCCAAGCCACUAACUUUUAGUCUACCAAACCACAGGUACUGCCACAGGGGUGAUAAUCAACACAGGAGACCGUACCAUCAUUGGGUGCAUUGCAAGUCUGGCAUCAGGUGUGGGUAACGAGAAAACGCCCAUAGCCAUUGAGAUUGAGCACUUUGUGGAUAUCAUUGCUGGACUUGCCAUCUUCUUUGGAGCCACCUUCUUUGUUGUUGCUAUGGUGAUUGGGUAUCCAUUCCUCAGAGCUAUGGUGUUCUUCAUGGCUAUAGUGGUGGCCUAUGUCCCUGAGGGUCUUCUGGCUACUGUCACGGUAAGAUACCAAUUCAUAACAAAAAUACCAAAACAUUCGAUAAUAGAAUGAUAUAUAUCACUGGGGAUCAUUGAUAUCAUCAUUUCCUUUUUUUUAAAUCAAUUUAUAAUCAGAAAAAAUCUCUGGUUUCUACCUACUGUAAGACAUCAACAGAUUCGCUCGACGAAAGGACAGAUCCCCUGAAUGAUGUGUGGUAGCUUUUCUUUACACACGUCUAAAGAUUGUAAAACCUUUGCCUUACAAUCACUCUUUAUAAAUAAUAUUUAUGGUAAAAUGUACUGAAUGCUGUGGAAUCUUAUGACUGAGGAUGAGCAAACACUUAAAAUCUCCUUUUAUAAUUGCAACUGAAUGUUUUUGCCACACUGGUAACAGGAGAUAAAAUUGCUCAUGGAGAUGGUUGAAAAUGUCCCACAAAGUGUAAAUUUGGGUUUUCACUAGACUUGUACAUGUGGUUUCAAACAAACUGGGAUUCAUGACAUUUUUGGCAAUUGGCGGUUAAUCUGAAUUCCAUAACUCUGAAGCGCCUUAUGGACGUUUCAUGAACUAACAAACCAGGCAAUGGACGAGCAUGUUCAUUUAUUUCGUGAUCCACAAAUCCAUCUGUGAUGGACCGCCUUGUACCCCGAAUGGGUACCCCCAUCAAUUGCUGCUUUCUAGUAAUCCUUGAGUACCAUAAGCACUGCACCGGACACCAUAACCACCUUAAACCCCACAAACCGCACAGGUUGGUUGGGAUCUCGCUGUCCUCCACCCACCCUGGACCCAAGACCAGGAUCCAGCUUCCAGUGGGUAGACCUUUCCUAGUCCAGAGAGUGAAGCAGGAACUGCUCUUACAAGAGCAAUCGUGAUCCAAUAGUGAUUAUAGCAAUCCCCAGAGUGAAUAUAGCUCUCCAAUCCCCCAAACAUGAGCCUAGACUUCAUGAAGGGUAAAACGAAUGUCUUUAAUGGCAGCCACAACUGGCCUUGUAUGCAGGUCCCAAUGGACAUGAGAGACUACAGUAAAAACAUACACGUGAUUACUUUGGCUCUCAGGUCCAGGACACUCCCAUACAAAAUAGGUCAAUCCCUGCCUUAUGCCUGGGAGAUAAUUGAGUCAGCACUGUAUUAAACUAAAUUAUCUCCAGGCACAGAAACCCCAAAAUACCUUGAGGCACACAAAAUCCCCACAAAGGUUACAUCCUCUGAUAGCCUCGAUCUGGGUGACCAACAUAUCCAAAAAUCACUCAGAUUGGUUUAGGGGUUCAGGAAUUUCCUGGAAGUCGUAAUUUGAUCGCCCGCAUGGUCUCAUGCCCAAAACAGUUCCAGAGAAUCAGGGCUUGCGGUCGGUCUAGUUCGGUAGUUUAAAAACAAACAAACUACCAAACAUAUUCAAUGUUCUUACCCUGGAGCUUGUUCCCCUUGUUCGUGGGAACGUUUCCACCAAACAGUGUCUUCCUAGGUGUUAUUACACCGAAUACAGGCGAUCAUGGAAGUCCAGCGGUGUUCGGGAGUUUCAGUGUCCGAAAAUAGUUCCAUGAACUCGAUGACCAAACACCACUGCCUGGUUUCAUGCGAACAAGAUGGCCGCCACCUCAUGGUUGUCCAUAGGAAUUGCGGCACCCAGACGAACACUUAGAACACUGAGGUGGAAAUUGCUAUAAAGUAGCAAUUAGGCUUAACAAACUCCAGGGUCUCCAGUUCGUGUGGCUGUUCGGUUCGCGAACCAAAUAGAAAAUUCCACAAACCAAGUCUGUUCACAUAGUUAGUAAAGGGCCCAUAGUCUUUUGGUAAGAGGCUGGCCAGCAGGCCCCUCCAAGAACCCGUGACGAGGCUCAGUUCGUCACACCGUCCAUGGCGCAUAAAAAAGGAGAUGAUUGAUGGUUAGGAGACAGCUACUGAAUGUUGAUUUUUAUUCACAGAUCAAGUGGGAAGGGACUAUUAGAGGGAAAAUGAAGGAGCAGUAAAAAAGGAAAUGUACAUCUAUAUAUUAUAUAUUUAAUAAUUAUGCAAUAUAUAAAUAUAAUUUUUUUCCUGCUCCUAUUCUUUUUCCCUCUAUUGGUUAGAUUUUCUGACUUGAUCUGUGAACCAAAUGUGGGAAAAUAUAUAUAUAAUAUUUAUUAUUUAUUAUACAUACUAUUUAUAUUUUGCCAUUUUUGUUUGUCCGAAUCGGUUUUACAAAUAUUUUGCAUAGAUGAUGUUUGGAAAAGCUGAACCGCCCGCCACAUGAAUAAAUAUCAGUCUACCCGAAAAUACAAAACAUUCUGUACACAUUUAUUUGGAAAAAACAAAUUUUCCGACCGUGCGCAAGUCUAGUUUUCACUAAUCACUGAUGAUUAAACUAGAAUUUGCAAUGAUGAAAGCAACAUUAAAAUUAUCUCCGGAAAAAUUACUUAACGUUAGAUCUUGUCCCCUAUGGAAGUGGUUUGACUCUAACGCUUAAGAAAUUGAAAUAUUUGAUGUGCUAGAAGUUAUAAGUGGUGAUUUUGCAUAAAUGGUAAUAUUUUUUAACUACAUAAUCCUUCCUGUGGCAGGUAUGUCUCUCGCUCACAGCUAAGCGUCUUGCCCGUAAAAACUGUGUGGUGAAGAAUCUCGAAGCUGUGGAGACUUUGGGUUCUACAUCCGUGAUCUGCUCAGACAAAACAGGAACACUGACCCAAAACAGGAUGACUGUAUCUCACUUGUGGUUUGAUAAUCAUAUCCACUCAGCGGACACCACAGAAGAUCAAUCAGGUGACAUUCCUUGAUAAAAUUAAGGUUUUAAAGAUAAAAGCAACAGAAAAUAUUACUCCACAAUAUGAUUUGUUCAUAGGCCCAUGUCUUGUUCAUAUUUUACCUUGUCUAAGUUUAGGUUGUAAUUUCUGAGUCUUCAAUAUUUUAGGUCAAAGUUUUGACCAGACAUCAGACACCUGGAGAGCGCUAAGCAAGGUAGUCACCCUAUGCAACCGAGCAGCCUUUAGAGGUGGACAGGACGGAGUGCCCAUACCAAAGGUAGGAAGUUGGAACACAAAUAUUCUGCAGAAAGAGAAGUAAAUUGUUUUCAUGGAAUUUGGUCAAAUGAGGCAGCAGCCAGUACCACAUUCUACAGUCCAUCAAAAAAAAAGUCCACUGAGUGAUCGAAUCUCACUGCUGUUCCAUUUAGUGCCAACGAACAGACAAUUGAAGACAACUAAUUAAAGCAUAUUAAUAGCCCUGGUAUUUUCUCACAGAGGAUCGUCAUUGGAGAUGCUUCUGAGACGGCCCUCCUGAAGUUUUCAGAGCUGACAGUCGGCAAUGUAAUGGAGUAUCGAGAACGGUUCAAGAAGGUUACAGAGGUUCCAUUUAAUUCAACCAACAAGUUUCAGGUGAGCAAGGGCAAGUGAUGCUGAGAUAUUCCACUUUACCAGGAAAAAUGGCUUUGAAUGCCCACUUGUAUAAUAAACUAGCAUGAAAACAAAUUGUAAUCAUUUGAGUGUUAUAAUAAUAUUAUUAUUAUUAUUAUUAUUAUUAUUAUUAUUAUCACUAUUAUUAGUUAGAUAGUGCCAACAUUUUUGAUGAUGUUUUACAAUUUUCAUGUGGGAAUAUAACAGAAAACAACUAUCAAGUUUUAACUAGAAACAAGAUGUUUUUGAUGAGCUUAAAUCUAGAAAUGAUUACGAUCUACAAAUAAAUGUCUCUCUCUCUCUCCAGUUAUCUAUUCAUGAGCUUCAGGACCCUCUGGACCUCCGUUACCUUCUAGUGAUGAAAGGAGCCCCUGAAAGAAUCUUGGAAAGAUGUUCCACGAUCAUGAUUAAAGGUCAGGAGCUGCCUCUGGAUGAACAGUGGCAAGAGGCCUUCCAGACUGCAUACAUGGACCUCGGUGGUCUGGGAGAGAGAGUGCUGGGUAAGGCCAGAAAAAUACAGGUGGCCAUAAAAGCUGAAUGUAUUCUUAAACAUGUAUUUUCAUACAUCUUAAAGAUAUAUCUUUUAGUAUUCCUUUAUAUACAUAGUUUAAAUAUAUAUUAUUAUUAUUAUUAAGUGAGUUCCUCAUUCCUCUAUUAUUCGCAGGAUUCUGCCAUCUUUAUCUGAAUGAGAAGGAAUUCCCUCGUGGCUUUAAUUUUGACACAGAAGAUAUGAAUUUCCCAACUAGUGGCUUGUGUUUUGCUGGACUUAUCUCCAUGAUUGACCCACCUCGUGCCACCGUGCCCGAUGCUGUCAUGAAAUGUAGGACUGCAGGAAUUCGGGUAAGUAGCAGGGAUUAUAUUAUAGGUUCUUUAAAUGAAAAUAAAAAGAUGCCGUUUAAACUAAGACGUAGAUAUAAUAUUUUUGGAUUAACUUUUUAAAUAAUUAAAUUAAAUAAGAAAAUGUAUCAUAUAUAUAUAUUAAAAAAAUAUACCAAUGUAUAAAUAAAUAUGUAAAUAAAAAUCAAAAACUGUAAUCAAGACCAAAGUGAGCAAUAACCCAACCCAACAGAACCAGAGAAUAAAGUGAAAAUGUGUCACGGGAGUCGUACCUUAACACAGGAAAAAGGAAUCCCACAAAAGGUGGUUUCGAAAGACGUAUUACCGAGUCUUAGAAUGGCCGGACAUAUUAAAUAUAAAUAGAAACACGGUCAAGAAAACAGAAUACACAGAGUCAAAUACGAAGCCGGGUGAAGAUACCAGAAAAUCACAAGUCGAAUACAAAGCCGGGUCAGAAUACCAAAAAUCACAAGUCAAAUACGAAGCUGGCUCAGGAUGCCAGAAAUCACAAAGUGAAACACGAAGCCGAGGUCAAACACAGGAAAUCACAAGGGAAUCACUAGGAGCGCUAACGAGGAUCCAACAAGAAACCACGAUAGGGCAAUGAAUGGGGGCUAAAACAAGCCUUAAAUAUUCUUACCUAUGUUCAGAUUGGUCCACGUGACGUCAUCAUUGCGAUUCAAAUUGGAUCAGGGUCGCAAUGGUGACGUGGUCAUUUUAAGACUGGGCGUGACGUCAUGCCUCCUAUCUCUUUAAGGAUGUCCUGCCGUGCAGACAGGAGGACGGCUGCGUGGCUCGAGGGAGGUGAGUAUGCUGCGCUGCCGGCAGGAGGAGGGCUGCAUGGAUCGCAAGGAGGUGAGUACGCUACCAAAUGUUAGACAAAUCCAGUCUAGUGAGAAGGGAGAAAAAGAGACAUUAACAGAAAGAGAAGGAAUGAGACAGAGAGUAAGAGACAGGACUGAGAUAAUGAGAGAGAAAACUUGCGAAUAAGAAAUAAACAGAGAAAAGUGAGACAUAGAACUUUAAAUAAUGAGAAAUUGGAAGAAUGAAGAAAUAUGAUUAAACUUAUUUUGCUUGUUUCCCAGGUAAUUAUGGUGACUGGCGAUCAUCCAAUCACAGCUAAGGCCAUUGCAGCCAGUGUGGGCAUCAUCUCAGAGGGCAGUGAGACCGUAGAGGACAUUGCUGCCCGCCUGCGAAUCCCUGUGGAACAAGUGAACAAACGGUACGAGCAAUGAGCCUCUUCAUACAGGGCACCAGACCAGGCCAUCAGCUAGCUGGAAAUACAGAAUGCAAUCUGUAUCUCUCAGUAGAUUCUGAACAACUUGCAUCCAGAUUUCGGAAAAAUAUACCCCAAAAUUCAAGGAGGCCGCAAUGUGUUUUUAUAAUAGUUAAAUAUAUUAUUAUAAAGAUUGACCCCUUUAUUUCUGUUGUAAAAUGGCAACAUCAAAACCACCUCCACUGUCACUUGAUAGCAAAAUAACUUUAAUAAACAUAUUUGAUGACAGUUGCACACCUUAAAAUCUUUGGUUUGGAUACUAAGCAUAUUAUUUGGGGCUCUCUACACCUGUCCUAUUGUGUUUAACAGUGCCCGUGGGUAUAGAAGUUUGUCAUAUUUUUAUGUCCCAAUGUAGAGUCAGCAUUGUGUAUGUUUGCAUCUGACUCAUUUACCAUUGGAAGCUCAGUUGACUUUUGGUAGAUACCUGGAGCAGUAUUUCUGUUGAGGUGGUAAUCACAAACACUUGGAAGCAAUUAAAAUAUUACUGAUCCGUGUGUAAAUCUGGGAAUGAUUCAUGUGGUCGUAUCUAAUGCUGCAUAUAGUUGCAUGUUAUAAUUGAAUGCUUAUUCUAUAGUGAUGCCCGGGCCUGUGUGAUUAACGGAGGGCAGUUGAAGGACAUGUCCACUGAAGAGCUGGUGGAAUGUUUGAAGAUGCACCCUGAAAUGGUGUUCGCCAGAACCUCCCCCCAACAGAAACUGAUCAUCGUGGAGAGCUGCCAAAAGCUGGUAAAUCCCAUAAUAGUAAAAUGGACACUCACAAAACCCAAGCUCACUCCUUCUUAAUGCUGAACUUUGGGAAGCUGUUGCAUGGUGCGUGUUUGUGUCCUAGAAUUUAGAUUAAUCUAAAUUAUUUGCCAGUUGCAAUGAUAAGGUUCUACAACAUGGAAGUCUAUUCAUGGACAAUCUGAAAAUCCACAGAUAGACAUCCCUAAUCUAUAAUGUAUCAUUUCCUAAAUUCAUGUUUCUCUCUAACAAACUGUGUCAAUGUCCCUAAAGUACUCUCUGCUGUGACCUAACACCCGAAAAGACAUCUCUUCUCAAUGUUUCUGUCUUCACGUAGGGUGCCAUCGUGGCUGUAACAGGGGAUGGUGUCAAUGACUCUCCUGCUCUAAAGAAAGCCGAUAUUGGGGUUGCGAUGGGAAUUGCGGGAUCUGAUGCUGCAAAGAAUGCAGCUGAUAUGAUCCUUUUGGAUGAUAACUUCGCUUCCAUUGUCACAGGAGUGGAGCAAGGUAAGAGGAGAUCGGUGCACGUCAUCCACUGUAUCUGCAUUCAGUUAUGCUGUAUGUCACCUGGUUCAGGCCAGAAAAUGAUCGAUUAAUAUCAUCUAGUUAAGAUAUGAAAUUACAUCAACAGAGAAACGUCAAUUUAAGGUUUACGUAGGUUCCAAAUUUCACAAUAUUAUUUAUGUCAAUAUUUCUAGAAACCUAUUUUUUCAUUUGUGUUUGAAAGACUUAUCUCUACAGCUAAACUAAGUGACUUAUAAAAUUAUUUAGCAUUAUUGCUUCUAUGUAAAACAAUACACACGAGCCACAGCACAAAUGAAAGCCCUGAAGUUCACGCAUUUCUAAAAAGGAGUAUUAGAAAUGUGUUGUUCCUGGAAAUGUGGGGCAAACUUUGCACAAUGCAGUGAUCAUUGGCACAUUUUGUGAAAUUUGUACCUCUUUUCAGAAAGUAAUACCUUAAUAAAUAAUGGGGUUCCUGCAUAAACAGCAAUUCUGGGACAAGGUCCUAAAUAUAGAAUGAUCUCAAUGAAGUGUCUGUUGGUUUCCAUGGUUACUGCUGCACUUUGGGAACAUUUCCCCAAUCUCACCUGAGCAGCUAGCACAGGGGUCCUCAAACUCCGGCCCCCCAGAUGUUGCUGAACUACAACAUGAUUCACUGGAUAUCCAUGUAAUUUAAAGAAUCAUGGGAGUUGUAGUUCAGCAACAUCUGGGGGCUGGAGUUUGAGGACCCCUGCGCUAGCACAUAAACAUGUUUUUUUUUUUAUAUAAAACUGGUAUUAUGGUUUAAUUAAUUGACUGAUAAUAUGUCUUCGUUCCACCCCAGGUCGUCUGAUCUUUGAUAACCUAAAGAAAUCCAUUGCUUACACUCUGACCAAGAACAUCCCAGAACUGGCACCAUAUCUGAUUUACAUAACAGCCAGUGUGCCCCUACCCCUAGGCUGCAUCACCAUCUUGUUUAUUGAGCUGGCUACGGACAUUGUGAGUAGGGACCCAUCUGGUUGAGUCAGCCUUUUAGGAUUUUUCAAAUCUUUUAUUUAAUCUAUUUCCUGCUGAGACUUUACUAACGUCUGGGAUUAGCCUGCAUGACAUAUGGUACAUCCAUAACCCUGACAAACUGUAUCACUUUCAGGCACUGUGUGCAGUCAAGACAUAGGGGGUUAGUAACUAAACGAUGACUUGUGGUAACAUGGCUAACAAUUCACUGCAGGUAGACUAAAAUAGCAGUGUUACAACACAUAGUGAGUGCCAGAUUCGGCUCAGUUAUAUUUAAUUAAUUUUUACAUUUCAUAUGCGAAUUUUCAACAAUUGUCCAUUUCGGGACACAAUCCCUUAAUUUUUUUUUUUCCAAUUAGACAAUUUUUAUUUUGUCGUAUAUAAGAGGGUAGGGGUACAGAAAGUAAAGAGGGGAGGUGGGGGGGGAAGGUUUUAAUCAUCAAAUUACAGUUGUACAGUAAUGCUUUUCAUUAAAUAGGUCAUUGACAUUGACAAUCAUGGUAUUGCACUUGAACGAUAUUCCUUCAUAACAAACAGGUCAUUGUGUCACCUUGUUGGUUGGUUAGUGGGGGUUGCCUAGUAUACCAAGGCCGUCUACUAACAGUUGUUCAUGGGGUCCGUCAAUCCCUUAAUUUUAACAUCCACAGAGUUGCUAAUAGUUGGUUGGUGCAAGCUGAAUGUUAUAUGCCGUGCUGGUUGACUAUCUAUAGAGACAGGCCUCACUCAUGUCUGUUAGCCAAUGCUGGUCCAGAGAAGCCAUAUUACAUUGUGUCAAAAUGUGUCAAUGACAGCGACAGGCAAACGCCACUACUGACAGGAAAAAUCAGUAUCUGAUUGGUUGUCAGGCGCUGGCCAAUCAGUUGUUAGAACAUAGUGGAUGUCCAAGCAGGCCCACCUACGAGGAUGAACUACAUUACCAUUGGCAGCGCAUGUCACUAGCGGGCGCACCCAGUGAAUGCGUUAUCAAAGGCCACGUUUAUUCAGUGCUAACUCUUACCAAACCUGCAUGUCUUGUUUUAUAUUACCAGCAAUGUUUAACUUGAAAUUCAGAGGUGGGACCUAAAUGUAGUAUCACACCCUUGUUAGGGUGUCCCACUCCUUGCACAUGCCUGUGAAGAGACAUUUCACACUGGAACACUUGGAAGACCAUUCCUAAAAAUAGGAAAAUAAUACAUUUCUGUACUGUCACUAUCAUGUUAUGGUAUUGAGUAACCUCAGGUAUUUUUUAAUGACCACAUUUUGUGACAUAAAUGUUGCUGAGACAGAGGACAAUUGUCUAUGGGCCAUGACUCUGGAGAGUUAGUGCAAUAUUAACUAUUUGUGGAGAGAGCCCUGACUCCAAAGAGUUAGCGCAAUAUUUACCCGGAAGGUGCUAUAUUCUUUUGGGGCAUUAUAUGACAUAUUUUAAGUACAAGUUAAACUUUUUGUGUCCCUCUCUGCAGUUCCCCUCUGUGUCUCUGGCAUACGAAAAGGCAGAGAGUGACAUCAUGCACCUGAAGCCCAGAAACCCGCGCAGGGACCGUUUGGUAAAUGAGGCUCUGGCUGUCUAUUCCUAUUUCCAGAUCGGUAAGUUGUCAGACACAAGGAAUCCCUAUACUUCGUGUUACGUACAGCUCUGCAUGGAACAUCAUUACCUUCUGGCCCAAAAGCUAUUUACAAUUUUUAGGCUACAAUUGAUUUACAGAAAAAUACAGCUGACUGAGAGAAAGUUUCCAAUUUGUCUAUUAAAACUUUAAACUUACUUUGAAAUUAUUUAGGGUAAUAGCUGCUUGAUCCAAGGAUAAAUCUGACUGCCAUUCUGGGGUCAAGAAGGAAUUUGUUUCCUAGUUUAUUGCAAAAUCGGAAAUGCUUCAAACUGGGUUGUUUUUUGGUUUUUUUUUGCCUACUUUUGGAUCAAUAACAAAAAACAAAUGUGAGGAAGGCUGAACUUGAUGGACGCAAGUUUAGUGAAUGACACAGUUAUUUAUUAUUUAAUGCAGAGAUACAAAUCCCAUUUUUCCAGUUUACUAUUGAUAUUUGUUUCAUUAUCCCAAACUCUUUCAGGUGUAAUUCAGUCAUUUGCCGGCUUUGCUGAUUAUUUUACCGUCAUGGCGCAGGAGGGCUGGUAUCCUGCGUACUGCCUGGGACUUCGUGCCCAAUGGGAAGAUCAGCAUUUACAGGACCUGCAGGACAGCUACGGACAGGAAUGGGUGCGAUUUUACUAUAAGUUCUUCUGUCUGGUGAUAUUGAGCUUUUUAAGAAAGUAAUUACAAUGGGAAAUAUAAGCCUUGAGUUUAUAUUUUUGGAUAAGCUUUUAAAAUAAUCUAAUAUUUAAAAAAUAUUGUAAUAUUUGCAUAUUUUGAUUAUAUAUUUUAUAUAUCAUAUACUUUUGAAAUUUAUUAAAAAUUGUUUCAAAAAAUAUUAAAUCAUUUGAAAAGUUUCUCCAAAAAUAUUAUUUUAUUUAAAAAGUUUAUCCAAAAAUAUGAACUUGAGGGCAUUGUUUGCUGACCAGAAAGGCAGAAUCACAAUAUCUAAGAAUGAAAGUUACCAAGAGUCUACAUUCUGGAAUAUCACCUCCUCCCUACGUGUCUUAAAGGCUCAAUGUACAACAGCUGACUAACGAAGGAUUAGAGGUGCUGUAGCUCAUUAGGAGUUGGACUGACAUAUUUAUUUAUCUAUUACUGGUAAAUACCAAUAUAUAAAGCGCCAACAGAUUCCGCAGUGCUGCACAAUUAGUGGAGAACAUACAAUAUACAGACAAAUACAAAAAGUAUAUGGCUUUAAAAGUAUAACAUAUGUUACUCUCCCCAGUAAUGAUCUAAAGUCAGUAUGGGCUUGUCUGAAGAACCCACACCAUAAUAAAAUAUUUUAUAAUAAUUUGUCAUUGCAUGGACAAUGCUGAGAGGCUAUGAACUUCUCGAAGGACAAAGCUACCAUUCGUGUUCUACGGAAAUGAAACCAAAGGAGAUAGGGGCUCACAACAUGCUAUAAUCCCACACAAUAUAUGCCAUUCCUCCAUCAAGACUUUAUGUUGGAGGUGAAGGGAAGGGACAUGUUAAGGGUAGUUUAGCUAAAGUAGUUAAAACAAGCAUUUAAAGAGAAACAAAAAACAGACAUUAAACCUUAGAUUAACUUUGAAGUCUAUAUCUGCCCACGUGUCCUAGCCCUCAAAUCUAUAUAUACCCUGAGUUACCUUAAUUCGAUAUAUUAAAGUAUCUAUGUUUUUAAUUUAGAUAUUCCUUCUCAAAUAAUGCCAACCAGAAAAUGUUUUUUUAUAAAUAAUAUAAAAAGAAGAUUCCAAGUACUAAUAUAUUGUUGACCUUUUUACUGAAAUGAUCAACAUGGUGAUGUAUUGGAUGUCAAUGUCUUUCUCUUUCAGACAUUCAGCCAGAGAUUGUACCAGCAGUAUACCUGUUACACUGUAUUCUUCAUUAGUAUUGAGGUGUGUCAGAUUUCUGAUGUCCUCAUCAGAAAAACGCGUCGGCUCUCUGCUUUCCAGCAAGGAUUCUUCAGGUACAUAUUAGCUAUAGCAAAAUAUACCUGUCUCAAACCGUUCCAUGUUCUAUGAUAUACCAUCAUGUUAAAUGGGAAAAACUAUUUUUAAAAAUCUGGACAACCUUCAUUGUUGAAAUUCUGUUUCGUAACAAUUUCAGAAUGUUUGUUUGUAAUGGUAAGUCACCCUUGAGGAAUGUUAAUGGGUUUAUCUUUCUCUACAGAAAUAAAGUUCUGGUGAUAGCCAUUGUCUUUCAAGUCUGCCUUGGCUGCUUCCUGUGUUACUGCCCGGGAAUGCCAAAUAUAUUUAACUUCAUGCCAAUCCGGUAAGCAAGCUUCUCCUAAAUAUAGACCACCAAUCUUUAGGUGCAGAGACCUGUUGUAUGGACCUUUCAUGGUGCAGUGAUAUCAAUAAAUGUCG
Molecule: messenger RNA, 16740 nt
Organism: Pelobates cultripes (western spadefoot toad)
Lineage: Eukaryota; Metazoa; Chordata; Amphibia; Anura; Pelobatidae
Source: the annotation of a GenBank genome assembly